UGCCCACCGAGUCCCCGCUCCCCCCGCGCCCUCACCCUCCCCUUCCCCGAGCCCCGGCGGUCCCGGGAGCACCGGAAGUGGCGUGCGGGAAGCGGCGGCGGCACAACAUGGCGGCCUGAGGCGGAGGCGCCGCCGCUUCCUCCCGCUCGUCCCGCCGCAGGACGGACCAGGCCGCAGCCCGCUGUCAGGAUGCAGUACUCCCAUCACUGCGAGCACCUGCUGGAGAGGCUGAACAAGCAGCGAGAAGCCGGCUUCCUUUGCGACUGCACCGUCGUUAUCGGCGAGUUCCAGUUCAAGGCGCACAGAAAUGUGCUCGCUUCCUUCAGCGAGUACUUCGGGGCGUUCUACAGAGACGCCUCGGACAACAACGUCGUUUUGGAUCAGACUCAAGUGAAGGCUGAUGGAUUCCAGAAACUCCUGGAAUUUAUUUACACGGGAAACUUAAACCUUGACAGCUGGAAUGUCAAAGAAAUUCACCAGGCUGCUGACUAUCUCAAAGUAGAAGAAGUGGUGACUAAAUGCAAAAUAAAGAUGGAAGACUUUGCUUUUAUUGCUAACCCCUCUUCUACAGAGACAUCUAGUAUCACUGGAAACAUUGAAAUGAAUCAGCAGACUUGCCUCCUGACUCUCCGAGAUUACAACAAUCGGGAGAAAGCAGACGCUCCUCCUGCAGAGUUGCUUCAACCCCAAGCAAAAAAAUCAGCUUUAGAAAAGAAAUCUGCUCAAACCAAAAAGCGAAAGAAGAAUUUCAGCUCCCCCAAAAGCAUACAGAGUAAAUCAGUACAGUACCAGAACGAUGUGGCUGAGAACGCAUCAAUUGAAAUGUUUUUAGAUGCAAAUAAGCUGGCCACGCAGAUAACAGAACAGGCUGCCCAAGGCAGCGAUAACUCUGAACUCCAGUUGGCAGCUGUGGUGGAAAGCGAAACGCUGGCAGCGCAAGAUAUUUUAGUUCAGACUAUUGCAGCAAAACAGAAACGGGGGAAGUCUCAGCAGAACUGUGCGCUGAAGGAGCACUGUAUGUCCAAUAUAGCCAACGAAAAGAACACUUACCAGCUGGAAAGUUCAGGAGAGGAGCUUGACCAGAAGUACUCCAAAGCUAAACCCGUGUGCAACACGUGUGGAAAAGUCUUCUCGGAAGCCAGCAGCCUGCGCCGGCACAUGAGGAUACACAAAGGAGUGAAACCCUACGUGUGCCAGCUGUGUGGGAAGGCGUUCACGCAGUGCAACCAGCUGAAAACCCAUGUAAGAACUCACACAGGGGAGAAGCCAUACAAAUGUGAGCUGUGCGACAAAGGCUUUGCCCAGAAGUGCCAGUUAGUGUUCCACAGCCGCAUGCACCACGGCGAAGAGAAGCCGUACAAGUGCGACGUGUGCAACCUGCAGUUCGCAACUUCAAGCAACCUGAAGAUUCACGCCAGGAAGCACAGCGGCGAGAAGCCCUACGUGUGCGACCGCUGUGGUCAGCGGUUUGCUCAGGCGAGCACACUCACCUACCACGUGCGUCGCCACACAGGGGAGAAGCCCUACGUGUGUGACACCUGUGGAAAAGCCUUUGCUGUCUCAAGUUCCCUCAUCACCCAUUCCCGAAAACAUACAGGAGAGAAGCCAUAUAUCUGUGGCAUUUGUGGAAAGAGUUUUAUUUCCUCUGGAGAGCUCAAUAAACAUUUUCGGUCCCAUACAGGUGAAAGACCAUUUAUCUGUGAAAUGUGUGGAAAUUCUUACACAGAUAUAAAAAAUCUUAAGAAGCACAAAACGAAAGUUCACACAGGAUCCGAAACUCCCCCUGAUUCUAAUACACUCGAUAAUUCUUUCAAUGAACAAGAAUCCAUUCAGAGUCAGAAAAGUCCUUUAUCAGAGUCCAUAGAUGUGAAGCCCUCUGAGAUGUCUUUACCGCUUCCCCUUCCCAUUGGGACUGAAGACCAUCAGAUGCUGCUUCCUGUGACGGGCAGUCAGUCUCCUUCAUCAGAGACAUUGCUAAGAUCCGCUGUGACUGGAUAUUCAGAACCUCAGUUUAUUUUCUUGCAGCAGUUAUACUGACAGCGCAGAACAGAGCCACAAGGUAAUCCAGCAGUGAACUUGCAUACGUUUGGUAAAGAUGAACAUAAUCAAGCAGUCACACUCUUUGAAUUGGACUUGUUCUUUUUUUUUUUUUUUUCUCUGUGUAAAAAUCCUUGUAAGGCAUUUCCAUUGUACAGUGCUGUCUUUCCUCUUUUUUUUUUUCCUUUGGUUGAAUCGUGCUAAUCUACAAUCAAAUUUCUAUUUGUAAUUAACACGGAUUCCCAGGAGACAAUUCCUUUUCAGCAACACCUGCCUUAAGAAUUCUCUGUUAAGUAUGUUAAUGCAUUUUUGGAGAUCAUCUUCUGUGUUCCUGCCGAUCCGACGUGUGUCAGUGUCAUCUGAGCACCGGAGCAGGUUGCAAGAGAGGCUGCGGAGUUUCCCUCCUGGAAGACCUUUACCAGCCGCCUGGGCAACCUGCUCUGGGUGUCCUGGCUUGGGCGUGGGGGUAGGACCAGAGGGCCUCCAGAGGUCCCCCCCACCUCAAACCAUUCUGUGACUUGAGAACAGACAUUUUAAGCCAUAUUUGAUAGUUUAGGAAAAUCAAUCCAGAGUUCUAGAGGGAAAAAUCAUAAUUUGACUGUGCUAACAAGCUUGUACAUCUGCAGUCUGAGGUGGUACAGUGUACGUGAUGGAAGGCAGGGCUCUGGCGAGGUCCUGUCAAAGAAUUACUGCUGUCGGCCAGAAGCAGCCUGUCUUUGGUUCAGUCUGACCAGAGGGAAAGGGAGCCAGGUGUAAUGUCCCUGACAAGGCAAGUAAGGGGAGCUGCUUUAGCAUGGCAAGUCAGAGGGCUCUAACUGCAUAGAUACUGCUGCGUAUUCAUUCCAACGAGUCACUCUUUUUCUUUAAAGUGAAUCUAGCAUUGUUUUAUCUUGUCCCAGAUUUGUUUUUCGCAUCUCUGAACCAUCCUGGGUUUGGCACAAACAGCAGCGUUUGCUAUAAAGAAGAGCUGGAACAUGCACGUUGUAGAUGAGACAAAAAGACACCUUGACUUAAUUGUGACGUGUGAGCCAUAGCUUCAUAAUUAUCACUUCUGUGACAGUAGUACUUCUUGCUGUGCUAGACAGUAGGUACAAAAGAAGAAACAAACACUGCCCUUCACUGUGAAAACACUAAAUGAAUGCUACCUGAGGGGCCAUUAAGAAGAAUACAACAGCAGAUUAAUUUUUUUUCCAGGCAUGGGUUUAUUUAGAGUAUGACUGAUUUGUUUUAACUGAAGUACUUAUGUAUUGCUUUACCUCUCACGUUGCUUGCCCAGUGUAACUGCACACAACUGGUAUCUAGCAAGACCCUUGUAAAGGUCUGUUUUACUACUAGCAAUCUGAAUUUUAAAAAAGCAACAUUCAUAGUGUCCCGGUAGGGUCGUUAGUUAAAGGCUACUUGACAGCAGGAGAACUUUGAUGCUCCGUUUUGCCAUUAGCAUAACGUAAGCAUUAUCUAAGUAAUCAUCAAAUAGUGAGAAACAGUCGUAAUGCUGUACCAACGAGACGUUUAAAGAUAUUAUUUGUUGGUUAUUUACUUGGUGCUAGCAUUUUAUUCCCACUGCUGCCUUGUGUCUGGACACUAAUAAAUAGAAGGGCGUAGGAGAUACCUCUUAACUAAUUCUGUUCUACAUGGCGUAAUAAUUAAUCUGCACCUUAAUUAAAAAGCCUUGUGAAAAAUUUCUUGGAGGACUUCAUUUAAGCAUUCUGCAAAUGGUCCCUUGACUCCUGAGCAUGACUGUCAUUUCCUUUUAAUUUCCAUGUUUGUGCUUGUGAGGUAAUAGACCUUUCACUUCUUUGUGUUGAUCUCUGUAGGUUGCAUGUUUAAAACCGCUUCUUGUUCAUGUUUUGGGUUUUAAUCAUGGCUAAUGUGAUAAAAAUCUGCCACGGACAGCGUGGAGGUCCCCAGGAAUGUUCUUAAUGCAGGCAUCUCUCGCUGACCACCAAAGCUAGUUACUAAUCUAUCUUCCUCGCCUUUAUUUUCUUUGCUUAUUCAUCGCACAACAUUUACGAACAGCUGACGUCCUUCAUAAUGCUGGCAAAGGACGAUAGAUGAAGUUCUCACCUUUUCCUGUUUGGCAUUGCUCCCCCCCUCUUAUUCAGGUUUCUGUUGUUGAUGUAGUAGCUGAAGGAUUCCUUAGCUAGCUGGCACUGACAAAUGGCAAAGAUCAGGAUCUUGACCCUGUGUUAAUAAAAGUGAGCCGGGUAGCUUGUCUUAAGGCUCCUCUUUACUUUCUCUUUCUGAAAAUAGAGCAGAAGUCUUGGGAUAAACAUAAUCAUGAGUGCUGAAAAGAACAAAGAUGUACAACUGAUACAUUUAAUGUUUAACCAACUUGGGAAGAUAAACUAAUGAUACUCUACUGUUUGCUGAAGAAAAGCAUGUGAAGAUUAAUAUAUGCAGGAUAAAGGACAGCAAGAGAGAAAUAGUGCUAGAAAAAAAAACCAACACAUUCCUACAUAGAAAAUGCAUUCCAUAAUAAUGUUUGUUUGGACUGUUUUUAUAUUUCUAAAAUUAUAGCUUAAUACUGUAUUCUUAGAUUUUCAGACUUUUUUAAAGAACAGUACUUAGAUUUAUACAGGAUUUGUUUAGAUACUUAAAAACAGUAACACUUUCUUUAUUAGUCAUUUAGUUUCUUUAUAGACAAGAAGAUAAUCAUUAUUUUUUACAAGACAACAAUUUUAACCUUUCUUAGUAGAACACACAGGCUUGUAGUUUUGUCUUGGAGCAAUAAUUUAGUGACCUGCACUCUUCAGUCCUCAUCUGAGAGUCUCGAUUCUUAUCCUCAUCUCUCGUGAAGAUAUCUCAGCUGCUGAGGUAUGAUCUCUAUUAACUGUAUUCAUUUACUAGAAUAUAGAUUUUAAAUAUAUAUAGAUAUUAAAUAUAUAUAUAUUAAAUUUGUAGGAAUGUUCAUGCUGAGAGCUGUAGGGCCUGAAGAAACAGGUCUGCGCUGUACCUUUUGCUGAUAGAUGCAUGGAAAUCAGCUGCACAUUAAAUCAUAGGCUUAAGGAUUCCAAGUUCUUUUUGGAGGUGCAAGGUUUAUAACAGUAUUGGUCAUUUCUUUAAGGGAUUAAUAGAAGAAAGCAUGGAAUUGUUUUUUAGGGAGAAUUCUCAUUCUUGAAACUUACUUGCAAAAUGAAAGAGGGUAUGUUAAUAAUUCCAUUAACAGUAAUUUAGAGAGAUUGACAUGAUUUAUCUCAGCAACACCAUUGUUUCAGUAGUUUCGGUCAUUUUUGCACUAAAGUCGGUGCAAGUUUUGCCUGAAUAGAUUAUCUGCAUCUAUAAAGUUUCUGAAUUGGCUGUUUCAAAAUAUUUAUUUUAGAAUAACUCCUUGUAUGGCACUUACUUCUGGAUUUGUGUCUAUAUGUGGGCACAAAGCAUGGCAACUUUCCUAAAAUCAUGUAUUUCAAUAAAAUUUUUGAGUAUGGACACGUCCCAUGUCAAGGACUUCAGGGCUGUGAUCUUGGAGAGGCUAUCAAUAAGCCUUGCAGAAUUAAGAUAAAGACUAAUGAUUGAUUUUGGGUUAAAUUAUUUUUAAAGUAUCUUUCAUGUAUAUACAUUUUUUUCCUCUGUUAUUUGUAUAUAGCUCAACUCUCAAUUUUAUAAUCACCUGGGAAGGGAAGGGAGUUGUACAUAUUCAGCCUGAAGUGUUUUAUGUUAGACUUUAAUAAACUUGUUUUGUAUUUUUCCCUCA
Molecule: messenger RNA, 5728 nt
Organism: Oxyura jamaicensis (ruddy duck)
Lineage: Eukaryota; Metazoa; Chordata; Aves; Anseriformes; Anatidae
Gene: MYNN
Product: myoneurin
Exons: 8
Coding region: 190-2037 (615 amino acids)
Biological process (GO): regulation of transcription by RNA polymerase II
Cellular component (GO): nucleus
Molecular function (GO): protein binding; DNA-binding transcription factor activity, RNA polymerase II-specific; RNA polymerase II cis-regulatory region sequence-specific DNA binding
Source: RefSeq, a predicted model, not a curated record